UGAUCUCUUCUCUCUCUCUCUCUCUCUCUCUCUCUCUCUGUGUGUUUCUAGCGGAGAGAGUGCUGCCCCAUUCCCUCUAUUCAGCCGGAGCGCGAUGACACUUUGUAAGAAGAGACCUUUCGGAAAAGAGCUUCCCUGGAAAACAGUGGAACUGGUGACGUGAGGAGCCAAUUUAAUAUGACCUGUCUGGUGUGGGUCCAGAGGAAGCCCCAUGGAGAGCGAUGGUGCUGAAGGGGACAGCUCCGGUGUGGGUGUCCGCGCGCUGACGGGCUGCGCUCUCUGCGCGCUCAUCCUCUCCACGCUGCUGGGGAACACGCUCGUGUGCGCCGCCGUCAUCAAAUUCAGACACCUCAGAUCCAAAGUCACCCAUUUCUUCGUCAUAUCCCUCGCGGUUUCCGAUCUCUUCGUGGCUGUUCUGGUCAUGCCGUGGAAAGCAGUCUCUGAGGUGGCCGGCUGCUGGCUCUUCGGGAGCUUUUGUGACACUUGGAUAGCUUUUGAUAUCAUGUGCUCAACGGCGUCUAUCCUCAACCUGUGCAUCAUCAGUUUGGACAGAUACUGGGCCAUCUCAAGCCCCUUUCGUUACGAGCGCAAAAUGACGCAGAGGAUGGCGUUUAUAAUGAUCGGGAUGGCGUGGACACUUUCCAUCCUGAUCUCUUUCAUUCCGGUCAGACUGAACUGGCACAGGGCUGAGGAUCACAGCGCGCCCUUGAACCUCACCGUGAGCUCGGAGGACUGCACUGCGGCUUUAAACAGGACUUAUGCUAUUGCAUCUUCACUAAUAAGCUUUUACAUCCCUGUUAUAAUCAUGAUAGGAACAUAUACGCGGCUGGGCGGCUGGGCACAUGCACGAAACAUGCGCGACGAGCAGUCGCUGAAAACCACGUUUAAGAAAGAAACCAAGGUGUUAAAAACGCUUUCCAUCAUCAUGGGGGUGUUUGUGUUCUGCUGGCUGCCCUUUUUCGUCCUCAACUGCAUCGUGCCGUUCUGUGACCUGGACACUCUUGGAGACUCUCUGUGCGUGAGCAGCACCACUUUUAACAUCUUCGUCUGGUUCGGAUGGGCCAAUUCAUCGCUCAACCCGGUCAUCUACGCGUUCAACGCGGAUUUCCGCAAAGCCUUCACCACUAUUCUGGGUUGCAACCGGCUCUGCGCGUCUUCUGCGGUGGAGACGGUGAACUUUACCAACGAGCUGGUGUCCUACCAUCAUGACACCACUCUGCUCCACAAGGACGCGCAGGGCGUUUCCAACCCGCAGUGCCUGGUUCUGGUCCCCGGUCAUCAUGAGGAACACGUGGACUUACCCUUCGACAAGGUCUCGGUCGUGUCCGAUUCGUCUCGUAUCCAGCGGAGCGCGCUGCUGCCGGCCCUAGAGCAGCAGGAGAGAGAGAUGGAGAUUUCCCUGGACAUGAUGCCCUUCACCCCCGCAACACUGAGCGACUGCUGUGGGAUUCCAGGUCAAAUUGAGGAGUGUUGACCUCAUUUCAUUCAAUACGAACCUAUUAAUACCAUCAGAAUUAAUAGGCAUGCAUGACCUCAUUUUAUUUUCGUAUACCAUUCCAAAAAUACCUAGGGCCAAAAGUAAAAUGGAUGUAUUUGAAUGGCAUAUAAAAUUUUCAUUACGUUACAUUUAAAUAAGCAUAAAUCUGUUCAUUUAAAACAGCUUGAUUUAGUUUAAAAGACAUUUAAAAAGUAUAAACAAAGCAAAAUUUGUUAAUUAGUCAAAUGAGACUGAAA
This is a messenger RNA of Carassius carassius (crucian carp), 1734 nucleotides long. RefSeq names its product dopamine receptor D6b (gene drd6b). The record is from RefSeq and is a predicted model, not a curated record. Lineage: Eukaryota; Metazoa; Chordata; Actinopteri; Cypriniformes; Cyprinidae. Gene Ontology annotation, biological process: adenylate cyclase-activating adrenergic receptor signaling pathway. Gene Ontology annotation, cellular component: membrane. Gene Ontology annotation, molecular function: G protein-coupled receptor activity.